Messenger RNA from Amaranthus tricolor (Joseph's coat), 4307 nucleotides. RefSeq names its product putative lysine-specific demethylase JMJ16. The coding region runs from base 312 to 3956 and encodes 1214 amino acids. The record is from RefSeq and is a predicted model, not a curated record. Gene Ontology annotation, biological process: chromatin remodeling. Gene Ontology annotation, cellular component: nucleus. Gene Ontology annotation, molecular function: histone H3K4me/H3K4me2/H3K4me3 demethylase activity. NCBI's taxonomy places the organism in Eukaryota, Viridiplantae, Streptophyta, Magnoliopsida, Caryophyllales, Amaranthaceae. The transcript is spliced from 12 exons.
AUAAAGUGGUAAUUUUUUUUCUGACCUUUUUCCGGUUUCUAGGGUUUGUAACAAUCGACAUUUUUAUUCAAUUAAUAAUAGGGGAAUUUUUCCCUAAAUUCUUCAAUACAUACACAGACUAGAAUAUAUCAAAAAUUGUCCUGAUUACAUUAAUGAUUUUUUUGUAAAUAAUAUUUCUGAGAUUGAAGUUUCUGUUUCGUGGUUGUAUCAGAAUUUAUUGGAUUUGUCAAAUUCAGGGUUUUGGUCAAUGCAGUGUUUCAGCUUGGUUUGGUCAAUCUGGAAUUCAAAUACCUAGAUCAAGUUUGUCUAUUAUGGGGACAGAACUUUUAAGAGCUUGUCUGAACGAAGAAGAUCUUGAUUUUCCAGCAGUCCCACCUGGUUUUGAAUCUUUCACCUCUUUCAAGGUGAAGGUCGAAAAUGCUGACAGUGAACCCUGCUGCUCAGUUUCUUCUAAUCCUUCUCGACAAGAACCUGUUCAUGUAAAACUUGAACAUGGGAUUGGUGGUGGGGGAAAAAUAUCAAGAUCUCUGAGACGUAGACCAUCUAACAGCUAUGGACGAUACAAUCAAUGCUCUGAUGAAGAAUCUGAUUGUGAGCAGCUUGACCAGAAUUUCCCCACAAAGUCUGGCCUAACAAGAGGGGUUAUCCGUGGUUGCCCUGAAUGUCCCCACUGCCAAAAGGUUGUUGCAAGAUGGCAUCCGGAUGCUGCUUGUAGGCCUGACCUUGAAGAGGUGCCUGUAUUCUACCCGAGUGAAGAGGAAUUUAAAGAUACAAUAAGGUUUAUAGAAAAGAUACGACCAAAAGCUGAAAGAUAUGGAAUUUGCCGUAUUAUUCCUCCUCCUACUUGGAAUCCACCCUGUCCUCUUAAAGAGAAACAUAUAUGGGAAAAGGCCAAAUUCGGGACUCGCGUACAGAAAGUAGACAAACUACAGAAUCGUGAUGCAUCGAGAAAACAGUCCAAGGUCCACACUCAAGCCAGGAAGAAAAGGAGAUGCGUUAGAAUGGGUGUAGAGUGUGGUCCAGGGAAUGGAAAUGCCUUUGAGCUAGGGGAACCUGGUUUUGGUUUUGAACCUGGUCCUGAUUUCACUCUUGAUGAAUUUCAGAGAUAUGCAAAUGCUUUCAAGAGCCAAUAUUUUAGGAGUGUAAAUAGUACAGAUUCAGUCAUUGAAGAAGCAAAAAGUACUGAUUGCUGGGAGCCAUUAGCUAAGGAUAUAGAGGGUGAAUAUUGGCGAGUGGUUGAGAAGCCUACAGAAGAAAUUGAGGUCCUUUAUGGGGCUGAUCUGGAAACUGGAGUUUUUGGCAGUGGUUUUCCAAAAUUCUCUGCUGAAAGUUUUUCGGAUGCUGAUGAGGAAUAUGUGAAAUCAGGAUGGAACUUGAACAAUCUACCUAGGCUUGCAGGUUCUCUACUUUCCUAUGAAAAUGCUGAAAUAUCAGGUGUUCAAGUUCCGUGGUUGUAUGUUGGAAUGUGCUUUUCCUCGUUUUGUUGGCAUGUUGAAGAUCAUCAUUUGUAUUCUCUGAAUUACAUGCAUUUUGGUGCUCCAAAAAUGUGGUAUGGUGUCCCUGGGAGCGAUGCUGUUAAACUGGAGGCUGCAAUGAAGAAACAUUUGCCUGAUCUAUUUGAUGAGCAGCCUGAUCUCCUCCACAAGCUGGUUACCCAACUUUCUCCAUCCAUAUUGAAAUCAGCUGGGGUACCAGUCUAUCGGUGCAUGCAGAGUGCAGGAGAGUUUGUAUUGACCUUUCCCCGAGCUUAUCAUGCUGGGUUCAAUUGUGGGUUCAACUGUGCAGAGGCAGUGAAUGUAGCUCCUCUUGAUUGGCUUCCUCAUGGAUUAAAUGCAGUAGAGCUUUAUCGUGAGCAGCGACGAAAAACAACUAUAUCUCAUGAUAAAUUGCUACUUGGGGCAGCUAGAGAAGCUGUAAAAGCUAACUGGGAACUUAAUUUACUAAGGAAAAAUACCAUCGAUAACCUCAGAUGGAAAGAUGUCUGUGGAAGGGAUGGGAUCUUAGCCACGUCUCUGAGGGCACGUGUUGAUGCUGAGCAUGCAAGGAGGGAAUUCCUUUGCAAACAUUUAAAGGCACUGAAGAUGGAGAGUACUUUUGAUGCCACAACCGAGAGGGAAUGCUACAUAUGUUUCUUUGAUUUGCACCUUUCGGCUGCUGGUUGUCGCUGUUCCCCAGAUAGGUUUGCAUGUUUGAAUCAUGCAAAACAAUUGUGUUCAUGUAGUUGGGAUGCUAAAUUUUUCUUGUUUCGCUAUGAUAUUACGGAGUUGAAUCUUCUGGUUGAUGCUUUGGAAGGCAAAUUGAGUGCCAUUUACAGAUGGGCCAGACUUGAUCUUGGGCUUGCAUUGAGUUCUUGCAUAUCCAAAGAUAAUCGACCUGUUAUGGGAAUUAGUGGUGCAUUUCCAGAGCAUCCUGGAGACAAUACUGCGUGUAAGACAAAUUUGCAAUCUAUAGUACCCUUUAAAAGUAAAGACGUUUGGAUGAAAAACCAAACUGUUUUGGCUUUAGGUGGUGGAACUUCUUCAGUUGAAAGGGGGAAGUUCUCUGACGCUGUACUGGCCCUGGGAGCCACAAAGAUCCCUCCUAUUAAAUUGUUUCGCCAAAUUAAGCCAAAAAGUGACAAACCACAGAUCAAUAAAGUUGGAGGGGAAGUCCCUGCAUAUAAUCCAGGUGAUUGCACACAUCAACUAUUUAGUAGAGAUACACUCAGCAAUAAUAGGUCCACUUUACUGGAAUCGAUGAAAUCAUCUUCACACAGGCAAGAUAAUCUGAUAUGCCUUAGUGAUGAUGAGGAUGAACAAUCAACUAAACCUAUUUGUGAUACAGGAACAACAUGUCAAGACAGUCCAAAAGUUCCCCAGAUAGAGAGGUCUGAUCAUAAGUUGAAUCUUUGCGAUCUAGCUAAUGCAGCCUUGGCUGCUGAAGCCAAUCUAAGCUUGAUGUGCGAUGGACAUAAAGAUGACUGUAUGUCUUGUUCAACGUCCCCGAAUAAUGAAGCUGAGGUAAAAUGUGAAACAGUCGGUCUAUAUGAUGAACAUAAUAUUUCCUGUCAUCAAGGUUCUAUAGGUUCUAGUGUUGAGAAAAGGGAUCCAGAUGCCUCCACUCCUGAUAGCUUUCAUCAACAUACAACAUGCGCUCCUAAUGUGGGAUAUGGCAUUAAGUUUAGGGAUGAAAGUGUCAUACAGAGAGUUAUUGACGAGGCUAGAACUUUACCUGGAAGUCCAUCAUGUAGUCAAAGUAGCGUAGACAAAUAUCCUCGCCAGAGAGGUCCACGCAUUGCAAAAGUUGUGCGGAGAAUCAACUGCAAAGUUGAACUGCUAGAGUCUGGUGUUGUGAAUCUUGGAAAUCUAUGGAGCAGUAGCAGAGCCAUUUUCCCGAAAGGGUUUAAAAGCCGCGUCAGUUACAUAAACUUCUCGGAUCCCACAAACUUUUGCAACUAUAUCUCAGAAAUUCUUGAUGGUGGAUCAAAAGGACCACUUUUCAUGGUAUCCAUGGAGCACGACUCGAAUGAAAUUUUUGUACACUUUUCCCCUACCAGAUGCUGGGAAAUGGUUCUUGAACGAGUGAAUCAGGAGAUCAGUAAGCAGCACAAAUUGGGAAAAACAAAGCUUCCUCCUCUGCAGCCUCCCGGCAGCUUGGACGGACUUGAAAUGUUUGGUUUUUCCUCCCCAGCUAUAGUUCAGGUUAUCGAAGCAUUGGACAAGAAUCGCGUAUGUGCAAAUUAUUGGAACUCUCGUCCCCUUUCUCAUAUUUCACAGUGUUUUCAACCACGAGGAAACAACCGAAACACAUAUAAUAUGUCGGAAAAGCAAAAUGUAGGCGGAUCUGACACAAUACUCAGAAGAUUAAUCAAGAAGGCUGACGCUGAAGAAUUACACUCACUCAUCGAGCUUUUGGGCAAGGAUCAUAGUCACGUGACCCGUGUUAUAAACGAGGAGAUCGAGAAUCGAUCAAGGUAGUUAAACAUCCAGUCUCAAGGGGAUAUAUUGAAUUGGUGAAUGAACUUUGAGGCUGGUAUCUGUUAGGGUAUCUGUAAAUUUUUAGUAGGGUCAUUAAUUUUUUUCCCAGUUUUUGAUUAAUUUCUAUUCACUUGAGUGAUAAGGGAAGCUGGAAACUUAUCCUUUGGAUGCAAGUUUUCUUCCAGUCUUCUUAUAGGGGUUGGAUAAGUAAAUGAGCUCUUCUUUUUUGUUAACUCACUGCUAGGUUCCCAUUUUAGUGCAUAGAAAUUAGAAUGAUUAUAAUGACAAAUCUUACCCACACAAUACACUGAAACAAAUUCUUUGAAUGAUAUAUAGAUAUUACCUUUUGUA